Cryptotermes secundus is the source of this 978-nucleotide messenger RNA. RefSeq names its product molybdate-anion transporter-like. Gene Ontology annotation, molecular function: molybdate ion transmembrane transporter activity. Lineage: Eukaryota; Metazoa; Arthropoda; Insecta; Blattodea; Kalotermitidae. Gene Ontology annotation, cellular component: membrane. The record is from RefSeq and is a predicted model, not a curated record. Gene Ontology annotation, biological process: molybdate ion transport.
CAGAUAUAUGCUUCCUUGCAGGUUGGGAUCCUAGCAGACAAGUUUGGCCGCAGGAGAUUAUGCAUUGCAUAUAGUUUUCUUUAUGCCAUCUCAUGCCUCACCAAAGCUUCCCCAGUGUUCUCCGUUUUGAUGAUAGGACGUAUUCUGGGUGGAAUCUGCACCUCCAUCUUUUUCUCAACAUUCGAAGCAUGGUAUGUUCACCAGCACAGCCAGAAAUUCCACUUUCCACAUCAGUGGAUCAACUUAACAUUGGCUAAAGCAACGUUUUAUAAUGGUGUUCUUGCAAUUUUUGCUGGUGUUGUGUCAAACAUUGCUGCAGAAUGGGCCCAGUUUGGUCCUCUCUCUCCAUUCAUGAUUGCAGUACCCUGUUUUUUAAUAUCAGCAUUUGUAACAAUGUACAUGUGGGAGGAAAAUGACAUUAAAUCUACCUACGCUCUUAAUUACAGUUGUGCUUCACUUGAAGCUAUUUUUAGAACACGAAGUAGUUCAGUUUUAUGUUUAGGAAUAAUCCAAUCACUCUUUGAAUCAGUGAUGUACACUUUUGUGUUCCUUUGGACACCAGCCCUUGAACCAUUAAGGCCUCCACUAGGGAUUGUCUUCUCAUGUUUCAUGCUUUGUAUCAUGAUUGGUUCAUCUAUAUAUUCAUUCCUUCUAGCACGAAAUUGCUUGGCAGAACAUCUGCUACGUAUGUCAUUUUUCCUUGCUCUUGUUGCCAUAAUCCUGUCAGCUGGAGCAAUGAAAAUGGUCUCCUUAUAUCCACAAGAUACAGGAAAAUAUACAUUAGUUGCUUUCUUUGCUUUUCUCCUAUAUGAAGUUGCUGUGGGAAUGUACUUCCCAGCAAUAGGGUACCUUCGAAGUCAGAUAAUUCCAGAACAAUUCCGAGCAAGCAUAGCAAAUUGGUAUCGUAUUCCUAUGAAUAUGUUCACCUGUUUAAGUCUUCUUUGGUUUAAGAACAGUGUACACAGUGACAAGGAAUUU